Molecule: messenger RNA, 5480 nt
Organism: Xenia sp. Carnegie-2017
Lineage: Eukaryota; Metazoa; Cnidaria; Anthozoa; Malacalcyonacea; Xeniidae
Product: serine/threonine-protein phosphatase 6 regulatory ankyrin repeat subunit B-like
Exons: 30
Coding region: 104-5209 (1701 amino acids)
Biological process (GO): GPI anchor biosynthetic process; calcium ion transmembrane transport
Cellular component (GO): glycosylphosphatidylinositol-N-acetylglucosaminyltransferase (GPI-GnT) complex; membrane
Molecular function (GO): protein binding; calcium channel activity
Source: RefSeq, a predicted model, not a curated record
UUAUGCAACAACAUUUCCCGCUUCUCGUUGUUGCAAUCAUGUUCAAGUGCUGUUUUGAUAAUUUCUUUUGUUUUUCGUCAGUGGAAACACGAAAUUCUUCAUUAUGGAAGAAGCGAAUUUGUCUGAUGCGGGCAAAAUGCCCUCGGAAUUAGGAAGUGCCAGUCAUGAUUAUCUUGCUGAUAAUAUAUCAUCAAAAGAGCCUGCGUCAAAUGUUUUAAUGGAAGUCCAUGCAUUUCAAAAUUUGGACGGCAGUGACGACGUGAGUACAGACCAGACUUCUGAAGAUUUGAAGAAAGCCGAUUCAGACGUUGAGAAAUCUUCUGUGUCCAGUUCUGUUUUGCAAACUGGCGAAAUGGCUCAUUCUGAUGAUGAGAAAAAUAAUGACGAAACUUCUCCAAGUACUGCAUCAACUACAUUAACUUCGAAAAAAAACGGUCUUGAGGAAGAUGUCGCUGGCAAUUCUGAUGUUGAACAAAACGAAGGACGAAGCUCUAGGAAGAAGUCUGCGGUAAGCGAUUUGACAUCAAUGAUGGUCGCCUGUAAAGAAGGAAAUUAUCGCGUUGUUCAAAAACUGUUUGAAAAAGGAGCUUCGGUUUCAGAAACUGAUAUGCACGGAAUGACGUGUCUUCAUUAUGCCGCGUUGUCCGGCUCCGAACCCAUAGUCAAAUUUCUAGUAUCAGAACAAAAGGAUUUAGUUUUAACGACAAACGACGAAGGUCAGACUCCAUUACAUCUUGCAUGUACUCACAGCUCACACGCUUUUGCGAUUGUGAAAUUAUUAUUGAAAGACAAUGGCGAAGAAGCGAAGCUAAUAACAAAUGCUGCGGGCGAAACUCCUCUUCUUUUGGCCGUGGAAAGUGGAAACAAGCUUGUCGUUGGAGAAUUAUUGGACAGCAAAGCAAAGGAACAAUUAAAGAUUGUUAAAAAAGAUUCUGGCGAUUCAGCAUUGCAUUGUUGUGCACGAAAAAGAAACGUGGAUGUUGCAAGAAUAUUAUUGGACUCUGGCUCUGCCGUAAAUCUAAAAAAUAAUGAUGGUCAAACUGCAUUACAUAUAGCUGCAUACGAAGGACAGGAAGCAAUGAUAAAAUUGUUAUGCUCAUCUAACAAAAUGUUUGCAGAUAUACAAGACAAGUUCGAUCGACCUGCCGUACACAUUGCAGCUGAAAGAGGAUUUUCAGGAAUUGUUGAAUAUCUUGUCGAUAAAGUAAACGUCGAUAUUAAUUUUCGUUCCAAGUCUGGCAAUACACUCCUUCAUAUCGCUGCACAAAAUGGUCAUACAAAUACCGUUUUAGCAUUACUAAACAAACGUGUUCCUCUUCAUAUGCCGAAUAAAGCUGGUGAGGUGUCGCUCCACGCAGCUGUUAUUUGUGGUCACGUGGGUGUCGUUGAGACUCUUCUAAAUAAGGGUGCACAGGUUGAUUGUAAAACGAAGGAUCUGUAUACUGCACUACAUAUUGCCGUGCAACACCGAAAGCCAAAAGUAGUGCAGACUCUUCUGGGCUACGGAGCAAAUGUGCAUCUUAAAGGGGGGAUGCUUGAAGAAACGCCUUUGCAUAUAGCUGCACAUUAUAAAGAUGGUACUGAGGUCGCUGAAAUGUUAUUGAAGAGUGGAGCGAAUGUUGAUGUACCCCAAGAGAACGGAGAAACAUCGCUUCACAUAGCAACGAGAAACAAUAAUAUCUCCAUGAUAGAACUCCUCUUGUCUGAAGGCGCCAAUGCUGCAAGGAAAUCACAGAAAGGAGAGAUACCUUUACACAUCGCUGUCGAGAAUUCGUUUUUCGACAUUGCUGCGGUGUUGGUCAUUCAUGUCAUGAAAUCUAAUCUGAACCUGACCCAUGGUGUCAAGUUUAUAGUCAAUUCACCGAACAAAAAAGGAGAGACUCCGUUACAUUACGUCAGCAAACUGACAACGAAUGAGGAGACUGGUGAACUGGACUUAAAAACAGCGAAUCUUUUACUGAAGCAUGGCGGGAAUCCUAGACUGGAAACCGUGGAUACAAAAGAAACUUGUGUCCAUUACUGUGCAAGAUCUGGCAACAAUGAUGUCCUUCAGGCUUUUCUUAACUCUUUAUCAGCAGAAGAAGUUCAACGAUUAGUAAAUGCGAAAUCAUCUAAUCAUUUGACUCCUCUACUUAUAUCGUCGGAAAAAGGAAAUCUGGAUGUCACAAAGACUUUUAUGAAUUGGAAUGCGAGGCUUGACGCCUUUGAUGAGAAAGGCCAAACGCCACUUCAUUUGUCCUGUGCUUACGGUCAUAAAGAUGUCGCUGUAUAUCUUCUCAACUCUAAACCAUACAUAAAUGCAAAAACAAAACUUGGUUUCACUCCGCUACAUUUGGCAGCGGAGAAAGGAUACACGGACCUGGUCGAAAUGCUUGUUGUUCAAUUUUCAGCAAGUAUAGACGCUCUAUCGUUUGAAGGACAGACGCCGUUACAUUUGGCAGCCGAGGGAGGAAGGUUGGAUGUUUGUAAAGUCCUGUUGCAUCUACAAGCUGAUACAUCCGUUGCUGAUAAUCAUGGGAGAACGCCUUUGCAUUGUGCCACACAAAUGGAUCAUUCAGAAGUUGUUAAGUUUUUCGUGAAACAUUAUCCUCAAGUUGUCAAUCAAACGAAUGCUGAUGGCGAGACGUGUGCCCAUAUCGCUGCUGCGAAAGGAAGUAUUUCUGUUAUAAAAGAACUUGUCAAAUUGAAAAAUAACAAUAUCAUAGAAAAAAUUACUUCUAGUCAGAUUUCCACGCCUCUGCUCUUAGCGGCCAGCGGUGGUCACGCUGAUGUCGUACAAGUUUUGUUACUGAAUGGAGCGAAUGCGACACAUAUGGAUAAGUUUGGUUGGACAGCUAUUCAUCUUGCAGCGAGAAAUGGCCACAACAACGUUAUCGACAUACUUAAAGAUAAGAUUUCUCUUGAUUUUGUUAGCCCAAAGACGGGACUCUCAGCGGCUCAAAUCGCGGCGCAGUACGGCCAAACGGAAGUCAUGAGGGAAAUAUUACUAGAGGCUGAUGUUGGGAAUGUGAAAAGUCAGCCGAACAAGACGAAAAAAGACGAGGAAUCCGGCUGUACUCCUCUGCAUUUUGCUUCGAGGUCUGGAAACGAACAUGUCGUUCGCCUUCUUUUAAAUAAUCCGAAUGUGAAGGUUGAUGCAUUGACAACACAAAAUUCAUUACCGUUGCAUAUGGCGAGCGGCGAAGGACACGCCAACGUUGUUAGCCUGUUGCUCAGUAAAGCUCCGCAUCAAGUCCACGCGAAGAACAAACUAGGGCGGACGGCGUUCCAUCUUGCUGCGUCCAGCGGUCGCAACAAUGUCGUUACUCAGUUGUUGGCGCAAGGAGCUAAAAUCGAUGCUGAAGAUACGGAUGGUUGGACCGCGUUGCAUUUCUCAGCGACUUCUGGACAUUUAAAAGUUGUCAAACAGCUUAUUGAAUCUGGUGCAAAUCUUACUAAGGAAACGAGGGAAGGAAAGGUUGCGUUGUGUUAUGCUGCUCAUUCGGGGAAUGUCGCCGUUCUACAUUAUUUACUCAAUCUUAAAUUUGAUCCGUCGCUUUUGUUGUUGGAUAAAACGUUCUUGUUUGAUCUUAUGGUGUGUGGAAAAGGGACUGGUAACGAGUGCAUCACGUCAUUCAUUCUCCGCUCGCCCGCACCUUUGUAUACAGCGGUAAAACUUUCCCAUCACUACAGAAUGCGGUCAGUUAAAGUUAAAGAGCGAAGCAAAGACCUGACAGCCGCUGGAGAUUUUUGCGAGGAGUUGGCCCAGAACAUCAUGACUCUGGCUUGUGCGACUGAUGCAAGUCAUCUGUUGAACGCGACAGAUGACGAAGAUAAACCGUUUUUGGACGUAAUGGUCGAUUGCGAACAGAAGCAGUGCGUUGCGCAAACCGCUGUGCAGUCGUACUUAGGUAGCAAGUGGGUUGCCGGGCAAGAUUGGAGAACAUCCAAAAUUGUGGGUGUGUUCUUCGCGGCCUUCUUUUUGCCGCCUGUUUGGGCAGUGCUCUCCCUUCCAUGGAAAAAUAACUGCAAUCAAGUGCCGUUGGUAAAGUUUAUCUGUAAAUUAAUAUCACAUCUCUAUCUUAUUCUACUGUUCGUAUUCAUGUUGGCUAUACCAUGGGGAAAACUUGGCGAUGACGUAGUUCCGGCCUGGUACGAGGUAGUGUGGAUGUUUUGGUUGUGUGGUCUUUUUCUUGAACAACUCACCGAUGCGAAGAAUAAAAAAGGUCUGGGGCGAUUACCAAUAUUGGUAGUAUUUUUGUCAAUGGUCGGCGUUCUUCUUCAUUUGAGUGCGAUUCCCUGCGGGAGCUCCACGCGUUUAAAUCUUUUGUACUCGCGCAAUCAGAUUUUAGCAGUUGCAAUGUUUUUAAGUUUCGUACAACUCUUGGAUUUUCUUACUUUUCAUUACUUGUUUGGUCCUUGGGGAGUUAUGAUUGGUAAUCUUUUGCAAGAUGUGGCAAGAUUUCUCGUUAUAUUACUAAUCUUUAUUCUUGGUUUUGCCAUGCAUCUUGCUGCCAUAUCUAAACCUGCGUUUGAAAAGAAAGCAUUGAAAUCCGUUACUUUAUCAAACAUGCACAAAAACUUUGUUGAGAUAUUCAAAUUCUUGGUUUUCACUCUUAUUGGCUCGGCUGACUCUAAUUUCCUCAACGACAUGACUAAGAAUAAUCUUCCGGGUUUCUCUAAGGUCUUGGUCUAUAUUGUGUUUGGUUUUUACUGCUUAAUUACCAUAAUUGUUCUAAUUAACCUUCUAAUUGCCAUGAUGAGCGACACUUACCAACGCAUUCAAGCGCAGUCUGAUUUGGAAUGGAAAUUCGGCCGCGCAAAGUUGAUAAGGAGCCUGGAACAGUCAACUCUAACACCUGCGCCUCUCAACCUACUCACAACCGCAUGGAAGCUCAUACGACUUGUCCACAAAUUAAGUCAUAAAGUGGAAGCUCCAAAUAUCCCAGGAAUCAAUGCCGUAUCUCCUGACUCUCCUAGUUGUGUUAUAGGUGUAGAUGGGGAUAGUGAUAGGAUUGAGAAGGUCGUCAACUGGCGGGAAGUUGUGAGGAAGUUCAAAUCCUUGCAGGGCAUGGAACUGGACGAUAGCGCUGAGGUCAUCGAAGGACAAGAGACAAAAUCUGCGAAUUAUGAUUUAAAUGAAAAAAGUGUUCAUGAUAUCAAAGAAUUUGUCGAAGUCUACUUUAAAAGAAUGGGUGAACCCACAGUAAGCUAUUCAAAAAAAGUAUGAGCUGCAAUACAAGGAUGAAUUGUGAAUGGCUUUGGAAGCAAAAGCUUGUUUAUGAUAGACUAGGAGAUAAUCUAAUUGUAUGAAGUCUAACUUUCCCAAUAACAAUACGAAGGCAGUUCUUUUUCGCGUUGAUUUUAUUAUAAUGGCUUGACACAACGCAAUUGUAUUUAAUUGAUAUUAUUGUAAGUAAUAAUAUAUGAGUUAUUUUGUAGAGUUUGUUGUAUACGAACUUUCAAAGCUGGUGUAGUUAAUAAAACUGCCACUAAAACAA